GGUCACAAGAUGAAGGCUGUGUUCCUGACUCUCCUCUUUGGUGUGGCUUGUGGGGCCCAGGAAACUCCAGCUGAGAUAGACCCCUCAAAGAUUCCAGGAGAGUGGCGUACCAUUUACGCAGCUGCGGAUAACAAGGAGAAGAUUGUGGAAGGGGGCUCACUGAGGGGCUACUAUCGUCAGAUUGAAUGUAUCAACGACUGUGAAUACCUCUCCAUCACAUUUUAUGACAAGGAUGAUGGAACAUGCCUGUUACUCAAAGAAGUGGCAAAGAGAAAAGAGGGAUAUGUUUAUGUCAUAGAAUAUGCAGGUGCAAAUACUUUGGAACUGAUUCAUCUAUCAGAAAACAUGCUGGUGACUUAUGUUGAAAACUAUGAUGGGGAGAAGAUCACAAAAGUGACUGAAGGUCUUGGCAAAGGAACCAGCUACACUCAAGAAGAACUUCAGAAGUAUCAGGAACUGAACAGUGAAAGGGGGAUUCCACCUGAAAAUAUAGAUAAUGUCAUAGAAACAGACAGCUGUCCUCCAUAAGAACAGUGAAGAGUGGUUGCGUGAGUAGAAAUAUGACACAUACAACCUAUUUUUUUCUCAGCAGGUUAACACUUUGGGGGAAGGGGGCUUACUGCUUGAAGAAUGGGAUACAUACAUAGUGGAAUAUUACUCAGCCAGGAAAACAAAAGAAAUAAUGCCAUUUGCAGCAACAUGGAUGAA
This is a messenger RNA of Odocoileus virginianus texanus, 708 nucleotides long. Its product is annotated as allergen Bos d 2-like. Gene Ontology annotation, molecular function: small molecule binding; odorant binding. Lineage: Eukaryota; Metazoa; Chordata; Mammalia; Artiodactyla; Cervidae. The record is from RefSeq and is a predicted model, not a curated record.